Culicoides brevitarsis is the source of this 2612-nucleotide messenger RNA. Its product is annotated as gelsolin-like. Gene Ontology annotation, molecular function: phosphatidylinositol-4,5-bisphosphate binding; actin filament binding. The transcript is spliced from 13 exons. Bases 81 to 2366 code for a protein of 761 amino acids. NCBI's taxonomy places the organism in Eukaryota, Metazoa, Arthropoda, Insecta, Diptera, Ceratopogonidae. Gene Ontology annotation, cellular component: cytoplasm; actin cytoskeleton. The record is from RefSeq and is a predicted model, not a curated record. Gene Ontology annotation, biological process: actin polymerization or depolymerization; actin filament severing; barbed-end actin filament capping.
UUUUAAUACAUUUGAAUUCAGUCUUUUUGAGAACACCAAGACGAAAACACAUAUGUGUUUCGUUAAAAAGAGAGAAAAUCAUGAAAAAUCUUGUAAAACAUUUGCUGAUCACUUCAGCGCUACUCGUUUUUUGUUUUGAAAAGGCAUUUUCAGCAACUUCACACAGUAAACCAAACUUAGUAAAAGGUACAAUUAUGCAUGAUUCGUUUGUGAAUGCUGGAAAGCAAAAGGGACUGGAGAUAUGGAGAAUUGAAAAUUUCCAGCCGGUACCUUAUCCAAGCAAAGACUAUGGAAAAUUUUAUUCUGGUGAUUCAUAUAUUGUCUUAAAUACAAAAAUUGAUGACAAAGGCAAGCCUUCUUGGGAUAUUCAUUUCUGGUUAGGUCUUGAAACAAGUCAAGAUGAAGCUGGGUCAGCUGCUAUAUAUACAGUUCAACUGGAUGAUCAAUUAGGAGGAGAACCAGUGCAACAUAGAGAAGUCGAAAACCAUGAGUCUCAGCUCUUCUUAAGUUACUUCAAAAAUGGUCUUCGUUAUGAAGCUGGAGGCGUUGCCAGUGGAUUUAAGAAGGUAGAGACUAAUGCAGCAGGUGCAAAACGAUUAUUUCAAGUAAAAGGAAAGAAAAAUAUUCGGGUUCGUCAAGUCAACCUUUCUGUUUCUGCUAUGAACAAAGGCGAUUGCUUUAUCUUGGACAAUGGUAGAGAAAUUUAUGUUUGGGUAGGAAAAGAUUCUAAACGCAUAGAAAAACUUAAAGCAAUUAGUGCAGCCAAUCAAAUUCGUGACCAAGAUCAUGCUGGACGAGCUAAUGUUAUCAUUGUGGAUGAAUUUUCUCCUGAAAUUGAUCAAAUACAUUUUUUCGAGGCCCUUGGUUCUGGUAGCUAUAAUUCUGUUCCUGAUUCUUCGACUUCUGAAGAUGAUGCUGAUUUUGAGCAAAGUGAAGCACGACGUGUCAUGUUAUACAAAAUUUCUGAUUCAGCUGGUGAUUUAAAAAUUGAUACAAUUUCCGAAAAGCCAUUACGUCAAGAAAUGCUAAAGUCUGAUGAUUGUUUUAUUCUGGAUACUGGUAGCAGUAUUUAUGUUUGGGUCGGAAAAAAAGCUACUAAACAAGAAAAAGAAAAGAGUAUGCAACAUGCUCAAAUGUUUUUAAGCACAAAAAAAUACCCAUCAUGGACAGAAAUUCAUAGAACAGUAGAAGGAGCUGAGACUGCACCUUUCAAACAAUAUUUCGCAACUUGGAGGGACUUUGGUGCAUCUCAUAGUAGACUUAUCAGAUCAGCAAUUAGAUCUGAUAUAGAAUCAAAUUCGAAUGAAAUUGAUGAUCAAACUUUUAAAACAUUGAAGAAAUCCGGAGGUCAUGCUUUGGGAUUCAUGCCUGAUCAAGGGAAUGGGGAACGCACUGUUUGGCUGGUGCAAAAUAACAUGCUUAUACCGGUUCCACGUGAUAAUUAUGGAGUUUUUUUUGGCGGAGAUUCGUACGUAGUCAAAUAUGUUUACAAUAAUAAGAAAGGAGCACAGAGUUAUAUAAUUUAUUACUGGCUUGGAAAAGAAUCUAGUGAAGAACAAAAGCUAACAGCUGCUAAUUUUGCAAAUAAAAUAGACGAAGAAGUCGAUGGAAAAUCAAUUCAAAUAAGAAUUGCUCAUGGCUAUGAAACUCGACACUUUUUGAAAAUUUUCAAAGGCAAGUUAAUCAUCAAAAGUAGUGGUCAUAUUGCAGAACUGAAAAAUGUAUUCGAAACCGAGGGAACGACAUUGUAUCGUGUUCGAGGAACUUCGUCAGACGAUGUUCGAGUAGAGCAACUAAAAGAGGUUUCAAAUAACUUGGCAUCAGAUGACGUUUUCAUACUGAUAACCCUUGGAACAAAUUAUAUUUGGUAUGGAAAGGGAGGCUCGAAAUUCGAAAAAGAAAUGGCACAUAACAUUGUAAAAAACUUGAAGUCUACUAAAAACAUUAUUACUUUGGAAGAAGGAAAAGAACCUGAUGAGUUUUGGCGUGUUUUGGGAGGCAAAUUACCCUACGACACUGAAAUUGAUCCAGCAGGUGCGCCUUUGUUGGAAAUUAGAAUGUUUCAUUGCAAGAUAUUAUCAAAAUCAAAGAAAAUUAAAUUUGAGGAGAUCUUAAAUUAUGAGCAAUCUGAUUUAGCAGAAGAUGAUGUGAUGCUCUUGGAUGGUGGAGAUGAAAUAUAUAUAUGGAUUGGCGUAGGGACAACCAGUGAAGAAAAGAAAAAAUCAAUGUAUAUGGCAAUGGCAUAUCUGAUGACUGACCCUACAGAAAGAAAUGAAAACACUGCACCAAUUAUAUUAAUUCAUCAGCACUUUGAGAAUCCUGGAUUCAAAAAUCUUUUCCCGUCAUGGAAUGACAGUUUUUGGUAAAAAUAAUUAUAAAAAGUUUGGUUGGUCUUUGCAAAAAAUAAAAUAAUAAUAAUUUAAUUCUAAAAACUUAACAAAAAAAAUGUGUUUCUAAAAAAAAAUAUAGUUUUCUUGUUUCUGCUUGUCAAAUAAGAAAGUUUAUAAAAUACCUCUACAAACUUAUCACAGCAUAAAAGUUUCGAAGGAGAGAAAAUUUUCUGAAAAUAAAAUAUGUAUAAAUUAAUAAAAAUGAAAAUAAAUAAAAUAUUU